AGCACUUCCUGUCCCGGCUUCCGCUGAGCGCACGGACGUUGAACUGCUGGGAGGCGAGGCCGCGUUUCGUGGGAAAUGGACAUGGAGUCGACCGAGGAGCCGGUUUCCAGGGAAGCGUUGUCUUUGAGCCAGAGUCUUUUUCUCCCAGCCGAAUCUUAUGGCAACGACCCGGAUAUUGAGAUGGCUUGGGCUAUGAAAGCAAUGCAGCAUGCUGAAGUCUACUACAAGCUGAUUUCAUCAGUUGACCCACAGUCCCUGAAACUCACCAAACUGGAUGAUCAAAUCUAUUCUGAAUUUCGAGAAAACUUUGAGAAGCUCAGGAUAGAUAUAUUGGACCCAGAAGAGCUCAAGUCAGAAUUGGCAAAAGAGAAGUGGAGGCCAUUUUGCAUGAAAUUUGAUGGGCUUGUAGAAGAUUUCAACUAUGGUACAUUAUUGCGACUGGAUUGUUCACAGGGCUACACUGAUGAAAAUACUAUAUUUGCUCCCAGAAUACAGUUUUAUGCAAUUGAAAUUGCUCGCAACCGGGAAGGCUAUAAUAAAGCAGUUUUCAAUGUUCAGGACAAAGAAGAAGAUAAUGGAUCCACUAAAGGAGGAAAGGAAGAUACUCAUGAUGGAGAAGAAGAGAAAGGAACCAACAGAGAUGGGAAAGAACAAAAAGAGGCUGUCAAAGAAGUCAGUGAAAGUGGUGAUACUAUUUUAUAAGGUAGAGAGGAACAGCAGAGUGCUUAUUCCUGCAUGUAUCAUAAUGCUACUUGCACACACAGAUCCUUUUUUUAUAAAUAAAAAUACACGUGUCCGUGAUGAUUAUA
Molecule: messenger RNA, 809 nt
Organism: Suncus etruscus (white-toothed pygmy shrew)
Lineage: Eukaryota; Metazoa; Chordata; Mammalia; Eulipotyphla; Soricidae
Gene: PBDC1
Product: polysaccharide biosynthesis domain containing 1
Exons: 6
Coding region: 76-702 (208 amino acids)
Cellular component (GO): cytoplasm
Source: RefSeq, a predicted model, not a curated record